This is a messenger RNA of Lymnaea stagnalis (great pond snail), 28590 nucleotides long. NCBI's taxonomy places the organism in Eukaryota, Metazoa, Mollusca, Gastropoda, Lymnaeidae. The record is from the annotation of a GenBank genome assembly.
GGCAACUUAAAGCAUCAAUAUGGCGGAUGCGAUACACUUAUUUACAAAAUCUCGUUGGCGCUAAAACAAUCACAUUGAUUCUUGUAAGAGAAGAAUUUUUUUAUCAAUUCCAUUGUAUACUUAUUAAAAUAUGUUAACGUUUUAAAAACUUCUAUUAAACUUUGAUCAAACUUUCAAGGGCCUAUUUAAUUAAUAUAAAAUAAAUACCGCUUUUACUAAAAAUCUAAAAUGUAACUAAGACUAUAAAAAUUGUCCUUUUUUAGUCUUACUUUAAGUUUAAAUUUUUAGUAAAAGCGGUAUCCGGUAUUUAUUCAGAUUCAGUAAAGAGUACAAAAGACAAUAAAGUAGAAAGUUAAAGUAAGUAAGUUUAGUAAAACUAAGUCUUUGUUACGCUUAAUUAACCAUACUCAGACUCAGGUCAUACUGUAACUGUAAGACUCAAGACUACAGCUAUAAUCAUUUAUAUCUAUAAUCUACAUCUGGGUACUAAUACUAAUAAAAAUAAUUUCUCUGAUUGUAUCGGUUGUGUCAAGACUCAAGUUGUGUAUUAAAAGUUACAUUAAUAAUAUAGUAAUAGUAAAGGCUAAGCAGAAGCUAAAAAUCUGAAGUUAAAAAAUGUGUUUGGCUUGCGCAUUGGAAACUGUUUCCCUUUAUUAACUGUUCCACAGAUUUAUAAAGAUGAAAAUUAAUAAAGAUCUUUUUAUAUUUUAAAUUAAAUUGAUAACGAGAGCCAUUUCCGACAGCCUAUUUAUUUUUUUUGCGAGGGAGAUAACUGGUCUCAACUCACAUAUUCAUAAUUUAAAAAUUAUGAAAUGCAUAACAUUAUUCAAAAAUUACUAUUAUUAAUGAAAAAAGUUAUUCCCAUUUGUGAACAUAUGAUUAUGAAGUAAUAGCACGGCUAUUUAAAUAACAGUUAAUAAGUUGCUGGUCACAAAAUUCAACAUAUGGCAAAAAUGGUGUCAAAUUUUUUUUGAAAUAUAUAUGAGCUCCACAUCACUGAUGACAAGAUAAUUAAAUAUUAGAAAAUGCAACAAUCACCGAUCAGCCAGACCCUAUUUGGUCACAAAGGUUUUUGCUUCAUUUUUGACUAGCAUGAACCAUGUGCGCAAGUGAGUUUUGUGGUACCUAAUUAAGGCAUGCAUUUGGCAUGAUUUGGGAACAGCCAUAAAAACAAAAUCAUACUUAAAAACUUAAAAAAUAUAUUUAUUUGCAUCUCAUAUUCUGUUGGCUGUAGUUCAUUGUAAAAGAAGAUUUUAAAUUUGUGUUUUAAAUUGCUUAAUACUUAUAAAUCCGGCAUCAUUUGCACCAAUUAUAAUAGUUAUAAUAUUAUUGGUAUAGUAUCAUAAAUAAUUAUAAUUAAUGCUAAAUUUUGUAGUUCCCCUUUCAAAAAAUGUUUCAAGUAUAACAUUUUCGUUAUUUUAAUCCUAAGAAUUACUUUGGUAGUUUCAGAUUGAAAUGCACAAGAAAAUAAAAUUUAAAAAAUGUCUGCUAUAUUCACAACAUCUACUGCAGCUCAAGAUCCUGGAAUAGGACCAAUGAAAAGUGAAGAAGUCAAAGAAAGGUAGACACAAAACUUCAAUCAUGUUAUUGUUAAGUUUUAAUGUUUUAUUACAGUAUUUAAAAAAACAACAAUAUCACAUAAAUACAAUCAUUUGUAGAAAUGUUAAAAUUUCUCAUAAUCAUAUGUAUAUUGUAACCAAUGCGAAUAAAACCAAACACAAUUAAAGAUUUGUCAUAGUAUUAAGAUACUAUCAUAAAACAUAAUGACAAAUUGAUGACACUUUCACCCCAUCCCCUCCAUAUGCUUUAUAUUUAUGGAUGACUCCAUAUUCAUACAAUAAAUAAACCAACAAAACAAGAUGAAAUUUUACAGCCUGUAUUAAAAUAGCUUAGCAUUAUAAAAUAAAAAAAAAAUUAUAAAACCAUUAGUCUAAAGCUAGCUUUAUUGUUAGUAUUUCUAAAUUGUACCUUAAGAUCAGUCUUUCUUUAAGGACUUGGCUAACACAUCUUCAAAAUGCAAAAUCUGUUGAACAGUGCCAUACAAAAAUAAAAUUACUGGACUCACUAUAACAAAAAUAAAAAUACUGGACUCAAUAUAUCUCACAUCUGCCACUCUAGUCCUACUUAACACCAGGAUAUGGUGGUGAAUGAUUUCCAGGUCUUUGGUGCUGUCAAUUUUUUUCAAAUUGGAAGAGAAUCACAAUGCCCCUAUUUUUGGAAUUAUCUGACUCUUGUGUAUGUGACCCAGCUUCUACCAUGGAUUACUUAGGCCCCUCUGUAUGAGUUAGACUUAACGCCUCAGACAUGCUGUCCAUCCACUUGAAAUGGUCUCAACAUAUUUUAAUAUUAUUGAUAAUUUUGGUUGUUGCUGGGUUGCCAGGGCAUGUGUACAGAGAAAAUAUGUCCCCACCAACUGGGAAAGGUGAAGAUAAACCUGGUCGGAUAACUCACUAAAUAGCAACAAUGUAUUGGUACCAUUUGUAUUUAAGCUAAACAUUUCUGAUUCAUUAUUAGUGUGAUAUAAAAAAACAAUGACAUUUUAUAGUUACAAAUGUUGGUUAAUCUCGCUUUAGGUGGGAUCCCAAGAUCCAGGGCUAGCACAAAUAUAACUGGAAUUUCAAUAAUAUACAACGAAUAAAGCAUUAUGUUAUAUGCACACGUAAUCUCAAUAGAAGCUUAUGUUAUUAUUGAGGCUCAAGUGACUAUUACAUGAUGUAAGGUACUUGUGAAAGUGAGUUGGGUUUAUUCUGGUUAAAGAAUCUAUCUUCAAACUAAGUUUAUGAAUGUGUCACUUACUUUAGUCAUACAAAUAAACAUACUUUAGUCAUACAAAUAAUUUUAGUUUUUGCUUUGAUUUAAUUACAUGUUAUUUUUAAUAAUAUUAUAGGAAAUCAAUACCAAUGGAAGGAAAACUAGAAAACAGACUUACAAUGAAAGACUUGGAGAGACUGAGGAGUUCAUUCAUGGUAUGAUAACUGUCUAUUCACUAUUCAAAAUUGUGAUUCACAUUAUCUUUUCAGUUGCUUGAAGGAAAAUGUAUCAUUUCUUAAAAAAAAAAAUUAUAUUUUCAUUUAGGUUUACUCUGUGCAGUCCAAAAAUUUUGAGAAAAACCUAUUGUGGCCACAUAUUGUUCAUACAAUUAAAUACUUUACUUUUAAUAAAGCUGUAAUUAUAAAAGUUUCCAUAGCAGCAUAUAGCCUCCUAAUGAAAUUAAAGUCAUUUUUAUUAAUUUUGAUUCGCAUUGACAUUAUUAACCUCCAGAUUUUAAAAGAAAAUUUGACCAAAAGCUACUCCCGCCAACAUAUUGGUACAUUUAAUAUUUCAUUUUUAAAGUAAUAAAGCUAUUGUAAUAAAAUUGUACACAGUAACAGAUAGUGUCCAGAUCAAAUUUUGCCAGGUCUCAACUGCUUAUAAAGCUACUGUUUUUGCCUUGUGCAAACCAUUUUUUAUAUUUCUUUGUACCUUCAGUUAAGAUCUAUAACUCUGGGGAACCAGGGAAGUAAUAACCCCAGUUGUAUUGUGCUAUAGAGAAAUUGGCAUUUUUGACAGAUAGGAAAGGGGUUCAAGCUACCCUUUUUUAUUUACAUUUAGUUUAGAAAUAAAAUUAUUAUUAUAGAAAAGAACUUAUUUUUUAAAACGUUAUGUUGGCCAUUUUGUUAUGUGCUCGACAUUCCAAUUGAGGUAGGUGCUUAAAUGGAGAAAGAAAGAAAUUUAAGCCCAAAAUGAUCUUACAAAACCCGAAAUUGACUUAGAUCAAUGGAUGACUUCCGAAGUGAUUCUUCAGAUGAAUGUCAAAAAGAGGAAUAAGAAACAUUGGAUGAAGAUGUGGAUGAAAGGAUAAAAAAAGUUCAACCUAAACUAAUAAAAAAUUUUAAAUCCAGUCUGAAUAUAAUAUUUUACUUUUCCCUUAUAUUUUUUGUUUUUUUAAUUUUGUUCGUUAUUUCAGUUUUCACGUUUUUCAAUAAUUUAGGUAACAUAUAACUUUUUUAUUGAUUAUCCAAACCUCCGGAAAUAUUUCGUGGAGAUGUUCAGUUAUCAACAAUAAACAUUUGGUUGACCUAGAAUUAAGACAGCUCUCUUAGAAAAGAAAAUAGUUUAAAGAUGUCACCCAUCCCCCUAUUUUUCGAAAACAAAAAAAAUGGAGUAACUUUUUGUGACCCUGUACAACUAGUUAUCACAUCAAAAAGUCACAUAUUGUGACCCUGUAGAUUUGUAACUAAUUAUUAAUUUAAAAAGUUGUGUUAUUUAAAGAUUUGAUAAAUGUUAAAUUAUGUUUGUUUAAAAUUGGCUGGCAAUAACAUCAUAGCUGCAAAAAUCUUAGUGUUUAAAAGAAAAAAAAAGAAAAUGGUGGAGGUUUUUAUGGGUUGGAAAGGCAACCUAUGGAAUUUGUUUUCUAAUCUGCUUUUUUUACAAUGCCAAAGAAAGUGUCAGUAAAAAAUUCCCAUUUGAAGCCAAACAAAAAUUAUAAUCCAAAAUCCUUAAUCAUAUUGUAUCCUAUAUGAUCAUCAUUCAUUUCUAAACAAUUAAAUAUCUAAUUAUGGGUAUUAAUCAAAUACUUUUAUAUAAACUUCACUUUUGUGUGUGUGUGUGUCUUUCUGGCUGGGUAGCAAAACCUUCGAAUGGCUAAUUGACAAAUUUCCCAUUAAUCAAUUGAACUGAAACUUGGGAUAGAGACUUGAUGCUGACGACUACACAUUCUUUCAAAUUUUCAGCCCCAAAUAACCAAAAAUCAGUUUUCCUAGGUUUUUUUCAAGGGGAAGAUGAAGGAAUUAUGAUUCCACUCAUUUCAUGAAAUAAAUUUCUAGAUAACUCCGCUAAAUGAGAUUCUUAAAAAUCUCACAAGUGCGUUUGGUGUGUAAUAUUUUCUAUUGUUUUUCUGAAACAGUUAGUGUAAUAAAUGGGCCGUAUAAGAGGGGUUGGGUAAUUAGAAUAUUAUAAUUAUAAAUUGAAAUAAUUAAAAAUGCAUUUAAAGGAUUUAUACGGAAACUUUGUUUUUAGAGGUUGAUUAAUUUAUGGUUUUCUAUGGCUUGAGAUGACCACUGGACUGCAGUGAGAUGACCACUGCACUGCACAGAGUUAACUUAAAUAUUUACUUUUUAAAUUAAUUUUCUCAAAGUAAUGGAAAGUUAUGGACUAGAAAUAUUUAGAUGUUUCUUUUUAAAGAAAAUUUUUUAAAAGAUACAACCAAAAACAUUAAUUUUUAGAAACCAAUAAAUUAUAAGUUUUUCAGUUGUCCUAUUUGAUGACUUUUCAUGACUAGUUAUGACAAAUGUUAUCAGAUUCAAGGGGAUGGCUAUGAAAAUAAACUGAGUCUUUCCAAAGAUCAGUUUGGUGAAGCCUUGUCGCUCCUCCUGAAGAAAGGAACAAGGGAAGAGGUAAUUUGAGUUUUUAAUACAUGUUUUCAAUAAAAAAAACAAUAUCAAUUCUUACAGACAAAAUUAUAAACCACUUUUACAUACCUGAUAAUAUAGCCUGACAUCAACUUAGUAUUUAAGAUGAAUUAAAUUUAUAAAUAAUAUGUUUUCAUGCAACUGUUAGUAUGCAGAGCUGUUUGACAAAAUCGAUGUUGCAAGGGAGGGAACUGUGGACUGGGACAGUCUGGCAUCUCACAUGCUGCUAGAGUUUUAUGAAAGAGAUGACAGGGUCAAGUCGACCCAGGUGCCCCAAUGGAAGGACAUAAAAGUUUUACCCAGGUGGAGGAUGAUUGUUAAAAACAACAUAACUAUUUAUUUGUAGAUUUAUGUAUUUAUGGUUUGUGGAAGGUGGGUGUGUCUCCUUUUAAAUAAGUUAAGUAUUCAUUUUAAUGAGAAAUGUAUUUCAUCUUUAUCUUCCGUUCAAAUGAUGAACAUUUAAGAACAAUAAAUUAUUCUUAAUUAUUGUUUCAUCAUUAGUAAAUGUACAUUAAAUAAAAAAUGUACCUGUAUUAAGAAUAUUAUCUUAUCUAUUUCAAUAUUACUUGUCUUUUCCUUCUCAGUCCUCACAAGGAAAUAGUACAGAGAGUUGCAUUUUUGAAGAAUACUAACAGAUAUGUGGCUAUCAGCAAGGUGAUUACUUUAAAAUAUAUCUUUAAUAUCACCAGAAAAUAAUAAAUUCUUGCAGAAUGCUUCCAUCUAUUGAACAAAAUUGGUAAUUAUUUUUAAAAUUGUGAAUUGUUUACACAUAUCACCUUCAAGUGAGAGCUGGAUUUUAAAAAAAAACAACAAACUCUAAUCUAUUGCCACCUUCACUGCUUUGUCAAUGUUGUUCUUUUUUGUCAGUUUAAAAUGUUUCAUUGAUGACAGUAAAAAUGAAUUUUGUGACAUGACCAUGUUGCCAGGAAGGGUGUGUAUCUAUGUGGGGAGCUGACCUGAAGCCGCAGAGAUCUAUCAAAACUGGGACAGAUGCCUGCAGGAUGAGGGAUGUUUGGGUCACUCACUUUGCCCCACUUCAGAAUUUGAACAAAAUAGCAUUAGCUUUCACAAGCAAAGAAAUAGGUAUGAAUGUUUUGAUUACUCAUUUUGCCCCACUUCAGAAUUUGAACAAAACAGUGUCAUCUUUCACAAGCAUGGAAAUAAGUUUACAUUUCCAAAUUAUAGAGAAGAAAACUGUAGCCAUUCAUCAGAAAAACAUAAUAAAUUUAAUUUAAUCUAUAUUUUAAUCAUUUUUAAAACCAUUAAUCUUAUAUCUUUUGGCAUUGAAAACUGUAACUAAUAAUUAAUAUCUUCUUGAAAAAAGAGGUUUAUUUUUAAUUGACAAGAAUAUUUUGAGAUUUCAAGGAAAUGCCACUACCUUAUUUCUCUUUAUUUGUUUUACAGCUAUCUAUGACUUGAGCAGUAAACUAGAAUUUAGCUGCCAGUACAAAGUUCAAGGUUUAAAGUUCACACCCUUAUGUUUGGAUUACUGGUGAAAAGUCUUCAAAACUAAUGCUUCUUUUAAAACAAAAUUUCUAUGAAUAAUUAUUAUGCUGUUACUGGUUUUUCUUAACUUACCUUAAAGUCAGAUAUAUUUUUCUCAACUUAUAUUAAAAUAAGAUAUAUUUUUCUUAACUUAUAUUAAAAUAAGAGAUAUUUUUCUAAACUUCUACAAAGAAAGAGCAGUAGAGACGCUGUGAAUCCCUUAUUAAUUAGUACUUUGUACAAUUUAGUGCAGCCGUGUCAACUGAGAAAGGUGUAUGAAUCUGUGAAAACACAAGGUGUCAGUGUAAAUAAUAUAUGAGGGAGAUCAGGACAACAUAUUCUUUCUUGAAGUUACUUUCAAUAAAACUAUCAACUUAUGUUUAAACUGGCAAUAAAAAUAUCAAAUUAUGUUGACACGUACAAUAACACUAUCAAAUUAUCUUGUUCACACUGACAAUUAUUAUUCAGUCAAAUUUCUUUGAUUCUCCUCAGGUACAAUCCUAACAAUGUCAAUGAUGCCAUUCUUGUGUGGGGGGAUGUUGGUGGCUAUGUCAACAUCCUUUUCUUCAACUCAGCCAACAUUGCACUUUUUGAGAGGCCCCCAGCCCCACCUGGGGAGAAACAAGGUAUUGUUAGAUUUGUCAGAGUUUUGUCCCUUCUUACUUUAUUUCAAAGUGAUGAUUCACUGUGUUUGAAAAUUGUGCCUCUGAUUUAUUGUAAGAUAUAUGAUGACGAUGAAAAAGUCUUCAAUUGAGGAAACUGAUGUAUGGUUUUAAGAAAGAAAAAAGUGUGCAAAGAUGUAUUUAUUUAUUUUUUUAACUUCGUUGUAAUGAAUAUUUCCGAUGCUCCUCACAGAGAUUGCUGGGAAAUUAGGUUAUCACAUUACAUUAUAGCUACAUCAAUUAAAUUAAAUUAGCCACAAGAAACAGCAACCAAAUGUAUUCCUUAUGAUAUGGUAAAGAUGUAGUUUAUGUGAUUGGUAAAGAUGUAGACCAUAUGAUAUGAUCAAGUUGUAGUCCAUAUGAUAUGUUCAAGUUGUAGUCCAUAUGAUAUGAUCAAGUUGUAGUCCAUAUGAUAUGAUCAAGAUGUAGUCCAUAUGAUAUGAUCAAGAUGUAGUCCAUAUGAUAUGAUCAAGAUGUAGUCCAUAUGAUAUGAUCAAGAUGUAGUCCAUAUGAUACAGUGAAGUUGUAGUCCAUAUAAUAUGGUAAAUAUUAAAUUGUGCCAAACAAAACCCUCAAAUGUUUUGGCCAGAGCCCUUCUUCUUCUUCUUCUUCUAUAUCUUAAGGGCCCACGAUCAAUUUUGUUUUAAAUAAUAUAUUUCAUAUAGGUCUAAUUCCUGAUCAAGCAUCUUUUAUUGUAUUUUUUUCUCUUCUUUUCUAGUUUUUUUUUAAAUUUAAUUUUUUUGUUUUUUGUAAACAUUUUAAAUUUUUGUCAGCAAUCACAUCUGAAGAUUUUAAUUUGGCCUGGUUCAAAAUAAAACAUACCUUGUACUUGCCAGAUUCCAGUGUUUUACUUCUGGGUUGCAGUAAUAGACUCUAUAGAAAUGUCAUUAUAUGAAGGGUUGCAGUAAAGGAUUCCAUAGAAAUGUCAUUAUAUGAUGGGUUGCAGUAACAGACUCCAUAGAAAUGUCAUCAUAUGAAGGGUCACAGUAAUAGACUCUAUAGAAAUGCCAUUAUAUGAAGGGUUGCAGUAAAGGAUUCCAUAGAAAUGUCAUUAUAUGAAGGGUUGCAGUAAUAGACUCUAUAGAAAUGUCAUCAUAUGAAGGGUUGCAGUAAUAGACUCUAUAGAAAUGUCAUUAUAUGAAGGGUUGCAGUAAUAGACUCUAUAGAAAUGUCAUGAUAUGAAAGUAGCUGUAAGAAGCUUAAAAUGAAAUGUUCAUGAAUUAGGCCUGCUAUUUAACCAUGCAUGAUUCUGUUUGUCUGUGGUGUUAUUUCUGCAAUUUAAAAGCAUUUAAGCCCUUUACCCUCACUUCAUAUUUGAAGCUACUGCCAAGGGACACAAUUGAAUUGCCAUCUAAUAUUUUUAUUAUCAUAUUUCUACAGUUUGGGAGCGUGAGUGAAAUAACACUUUUAUUUUAGUUUCAUUUCUCCCACCAUUUUCACAUUUGUUGUCUUUAUUAUUUACCCUAGUCCGGUGGUUCUCAACCUUCUUAAUGCUAAAACCCUUUAAUUAAUACAGUUCCUCAUGGUGUGACGGGCCCCAGCCACAAAAUUAUUUUCAUUGCUACUUCAUAACUGUAGAGCAUAUGUGUUUUCAGAUGGUGUUAGGCGACCCCUGGGAAAGAGUUAUGUGACCUCUAACGGGGUUACGACCCACAGGUUGAGAACCGCUGCCCUAGUCCAUUCAGUGGUCAAGCCUUUAGAUUUUUUUAUCUAGGAUUCUAGAUUUCUUACAAAUAAAUUUAAAAGUGACACAGUUUUAAUUUUUUAAAUCACAUUUAUUUAUUUUUUUUCAAUUUUCCCAAUAAUUGUUUAAUAUGCAUUUUUAAUUAGUAAGUACACAAUUAUUUUUUUUUCAUCAUUGCAGAAACUGUUAUUUUAAAACAAUAUUUUAUAGACAUAUUUCAUUUAAAAAAUCAAAAUGUGGCUUCCCAAUCUGCUUUAUUGUUUGUAAAUAUUUUUUGUCCCUGCUACGCAUCUGAAGUGUUUUCCCCUGAAUUUAAAUAUUAUUUUAGCAAAUCGAAAAUCUAAGGGGACUUUGUUUUAAUCUCUAACAAUCUGUUUACAAUUACUUGGAGUUUUCAUUGAACCUAAAACAUUGCUUUAUUAAUAAAUAAGUAAACAUUGUCACAUAUUUGUGUAAAAUAAAAUUUUCUUUUAAAUUAUACAUGACAAGAUAACAAUGAGUUCAAUUUCAAAUAUAAAUUUUUUAAACCUUUUAGCCUUAGGCUUUAAUCCUAGUUAUAUAUUUCAAAUGGAAUCUUUUUAAAGAAAUUUAUUUAAGUGAUUUUGCCAACUAGAAUAAAAGUUUUUAUUUAUUAUUUAGCUAGUUUGUUUCAUUUUUGUUUUCAUAUCAAAUAUUGUAAUUUUAAUUAUUCAACAUUCUUAGGAAAGUAAGUCAUGCAAUACAUUCUUCGUAAUGUAAUGAUGCAGCUUAUGCAAUAUCACUAACUUUUUAUAAUUCCUUUGCUAAAUGAGUAGUUGAAAAAUGAAUAAGAACAUAUGGGUAUUUUCAAUACUUUAAUUAACAAUUAAAUGUGGAAAAAUAAACUGAUAACAUGCAACAUAUAUUAUUAUGGGCACAUUCAAUACUUAAAUUUAACCUUUAAAAGCGGAAAAAACAAACUAAUAACAUACAACUUAUGUUAUUUAACCAACCAUCUAAUUUUCAAAAGUAGUUUUUUUUUUAAUUUUAAAGAAAAUUUAGUCUUCUACAUUUAUGAUUGCUCACAUUAUUGUUUUUAAUUUUAAAAAUCUAAAAGCUAAACAAACUCCAAUUUCUCAGAAAUGUUAUUUAUCAUUUACCAUUGCUGUUCACUAGAUUUGAUUAGAUUUGAUUAGAUUUGAUUAGAUAAGGGGUCAGUUUCCUAUUGUUUUUUUUCCCCUCAAAUUUAAACAAUAUCAUUUAGCAGCUAGCAGGCAUUUACUGUUUUUUGAAUGGCUAGAGGAAUGGUUAAUCAUCAUGAUUUAUUUCAGAUGAGCUGAACAAUGUUUACAUUAUUUUUAUUUAGGCAAGUCAAAUAUUUUGCAUUAAAUUUGUCCAAAUUAUGGGGAAAUGAAAAGUAUAUAUCUCCAGUAAUAAGGCGUUAGACUGCCCCCUUUCUGCUUUGGUGCCAUUUAUCCCCUAAGUAAUCAGGGAAUAGAGAGAACAUUCACCUCCAAGAGUAGGGCGGUAGAGGAGCAGGGCAUCAACCAUACCCUCUUUAAAUGCCCCCAUAGGCAAGUUAUGGUGGAAGCAGGGCAUCAGUGAUACUUUCUCUACAUGCCCCCAUAGGCAAGAAAUGAUGUUGAUAUUUUCAUAAAACCCAAAGAUGGGAUAUAUUCUCAAAAAAACAAAUGCCCCCAAUUUAUUGGUCCUUGAUAAAAAUUAUUUAAAACAUUGCUACGCCACAGCUUACUUUUAAUUCUAUUGGUUACCUUGGAGAUAUUCUCAUCAUGUUUAUUGUUCUAGCCUUGUGAUGUUUCAAACUGACAAAAGAUGAUUAUUUUAUGUGCUUUAUGUUUAUUUUUAUAUUGUUAUGCUCGGCAAUCAUUCAAAGACAUGACAUCCCUGAUUCAAAUCAUGAUACCUAUUGCUUUAAAUAAUAUGAUAUUUCUCUCAGUGGAAACUGUUUUGGAGGUUCCACUAAAUGACACAGUUCAAUUUUAAAUUCAAAUCAUUACAAAUUUUGUUCUAUAUAACAAAAAUAAAUUUGAGAAUUCAAAUAACUUCUUGGAGAUCAGUCAUUAAUUAUAUAUGAGUAGAAUGGAUUUUAAAAUAAUUUUUUUUCUUCUCUUGUUUGAAAUAAAAUUUAGUCAAUAUAAUAAUUUUAUAUAGUAUAGAUCACAAUUUAUUGCAAACAUUGAAUAAUAGGAAACUCAGUUUAGAUCACAAUUUAUUUCAUACAUUCAAAAAUAGAAAGCUCAGACUAAAUCACAGUUUAUUGUAUACAUUGAAUAAUAGAUAACUCCGUGUAGAUCACAAUUUAAUGCAUACAUUAAAUAAGAGAUAACUCAGUCUAGAUCACAAUUUAUUGCAUACAUUAAAUAAGAGAUAACUCAGUAUAAAUCACAGUUUAUUGCAUACUUUAAUCAUAAUGCAUAAUUUAAUUUUGUUUUAUUUUUAAAGGACAAUAUGAAUUUUUCAUUCAACUAAAUAAUUUUAACAUAAAUUGUUUUCUAUAAAACUAAAAUGAGGAUUAUCUUUAACCUAUUUAAUCAGUUUAGACUAAGUUGUUAAAUUUUGUUAUAAUCAACAGAACCUUGUUUGAACAUCCAACUACAAGACAUCGUCUCGGGGAAGUAUAAAAAUGCAGCAUUCGCAAAAUACGAGGCUCAUAAUGAGAACGGCAAAGGAGAAUGGGUCAGAGGAGGUUAGUGCUGCAUAUUAGAUUAUAUCUCAUAUCAUAGUUUGUAAAUGAUUCAAAUAAUAAUUAUCUUUUGCAUUUACACACAAUUUGUGUAAAAAACACGCUGCUAACUAUUCAAUGGAAUUAUUUAAAAUCACAAAUAUAAAUAAAGUUGAAGCAGAAUUUUUUUUUUUUUUUAAGACCAUCAACGAGUUCUGUAAAAUGUGUCUCCAUUUCCUCUUUAAAAAUGUGAAGUUACGAAAAUAAGGCACAAUUAAAUAAAAACUAUGAUAGACUAUAUCUUAUAGCUUUCUGCUAGUUGUGAUGAUUACAUCAAUCUUUUUUGAAUCAUCUUCUAAAUAUAAAAUUUCCUGUACACUGAAACAUCAGUUUUUGAAAAGAAUAAUUUUUUAUCAAUGUUUUAUUUUGGUCUAAAUGAUUUAAAUCUCUCAAUAAAUUACCAUUAAAAAAAAAAUAAUUUUGGCAACUGAACACUAUUUGUACACCUGCAACUUAUUUGCCUCAUCAUAAACUUCUUUAGUUUCUGAGUUUUAGAAGAAGAAGAUAUUGCUCCUACUGUUGAAAGCUAAAAUUUUUAGACUUGUAUCACUUUUAAUAAGCUUGGCAUUAUAACAAAUUAUAUUAUGGGAGCUGGCAUCACUUUAAAAUGCGAAGCACAUUUCCAAGAAUUCAUUGUUUUUCGUGUUGAGAUGCAAUGCACAUUUCCAAGAAUUCCUUGUUUGUCUUGUUGAGAUGCAAUGCACAUUUCCAAGAAUUCCUUGUUUGUCUUGUUGAGAUGGAAAGCACAUAUCCAAGAAUUCAUUGUUUGUCUUGUUGAGAUGUGAAGCCCAUUUCCAAGAAUUCCUUGUUUGUCUUGCUGUCUUCCCCAGUUCAUUAUUCCCAUUACUUGGAAUGUUUUAUUUCCUGUGCUACAACCACAACCAACGCGAUGGUCAUUGGUUGGCUGGUCAAACAUACAAGUGUCAACCAAAAUGUCAAGAUUCUCAAGCAAGUUUUUUUAAGAACUAUUUUUUUUAAAUCAUUGGGAAUUUCUAAUUGAUGAGUUAAUUUUUUUUUUUAAAGAAUAUGGAGAAAAUUGAUAAAGCCUUAUUUUCAGUGUUGAAGAUUCACAUAUUUAAAUCACCUAUAUUCUUAGUUCUUCUGAACUAUUUGAACCUACAAAUAAUUUAAGUACCUUAUAUUAAUUUGCUAUUGAAUAAUCUAUCCACCUUUAUUAAAACAAAAAUUAUAUUGUAUAUUUUGCUUUUCUUGUUUCCAGAGGAGGUCAAGUUCCAAAGAAAGAAAUACAAAAAAAGUAAAUUAUAAAGACUGCAAAUUCGAUCCAUUUUUCAGAUGCAUCAUUACCUAUUCUAAACUUAAUGACAUUGCUAAAUGUUAUUUGUAUUAUUUUAAUAGGCAAAGCAAAGUGUAAAAUCAAUAAAAUUCUCUUUUUUCUUAGUCCAGGGAAAAAUUUAAAUGGCAGUUUAUGAAAUGAAAAUUUACAAUUGAAAUUAAACCCUAACCCAGUAAACAAUUCAACCCUAACCCUAAACCUAACCACUUUUAAAUCCCUCUCAGCCUUCUGAAAAAAUGAAUAUUCAAAAUAGAAGUUCUCAGCCUGAAUUUUCAAAUACCAGUAUUUAACCUCUAACAAAUGUUUUUUUGAGACUAACAUUUUUUUAUGUGGUCCACUAAAUAUAUUCAGGUUCGAAUUCAACAUUUCUCAGGGUGUGAAUGCAUUUGGUUACAGUGAAACAUUAAAUUUAAUUGGUAAGUAUUGUGAAAUAGAUCUUUAUUAAUAAGAGAUGAAAAGACAGAAGAAACCAUUAGACUUCGAAAACACAUGUUAUUCAUAUGACUAAGAAUGAUGUACAAACAGAAAUGAAAGAAAAAAUAUGGGCCGUAAACAGGGCAUAUUUCAGUCAUUUGUCACAAAAUACUCAAAAGUAAAAACAGUAUAAGAAAAAUAAAGGAAAUUAUUUAUAAAGCUGUUAUCAGACUUGUCAGAAGACCUAUUAAACACAUGGGAGAGAAAUGUUCUCUGGUGAAUUUUAUGGACCAACAAGGGAUGAAUAUGGAUGAUAAUAUGAACCAACUAUGAAUUUUAUGGGUUAUAUCGGGAUCCCACGCAGGCUAUGCUGAGUGGGACACUUAAAAAGAAGGCCCAAUGACAAAAGGAAUAAAGAGGGUAUAACACCAAACUCCAGAGGAAAACAGCUGGAAGCCUGGCCAAGGCUAGGAUUAGAUGAAUAGAUGAUGUUGAAAUAGAUCUACACUAGCUGGGAGUCCAAGCUGUUAGUUCUGUGUGGAAGGAAGUGGUGAGGCAGGUCAAAGACCUACAUGUACUCUUGCGCCAAAGGAUGAUUGGAUCUUUACUAUAUGUGAUUUAGAUGAAUAUGGUGUUUGCUUAUACACAAUAAUUAUAAAUUGUUAAAUGCUACAAGUUUAUCUCAUAGUUUUAAGAUUAUUGGCUAUAAAAAAAAAAACAUUGUAUAGAAUACUAUACAGUAUAAAUAAUUCAGUCAUUUUUCUCCCACCCACAAUGCAUUUCUUUUGUGUGUUUGUGACUUCAUACUUGUAUUUCUUUUUUUUAAUACAGCCACCGCUGGAGUCAACAACCAUGUCUGUCUCUGGAACCCUUAUGUAGUCUCUAAACCGAAUGGGGUAAGCUCUGUCUCUGGAACCCUUAUGUAGUCUCUAAACCGAAUGGGGUAAGCUCUGUCUCUGGAACCCUUAAGUAAUCUCUAAACCAAAUGGGCUAAACUGUGUCUCUGGAACCCUUAUACAGUCUCUAAACCAAAUGGGGUAGUCGUUUCUGUGCAUAAACUUCAACUUUGAUAUUUUUUUGUUACUAGGUAACUUUUUUUUCGAGUUUUUAAAAUCAUAAAUUCAUUGUAAUCUCUUAAAUUGAUAAAGUCACAUGACAUUUCAACAUCUUUGUGGACAGGGUAUAACUUGUCACAUACUGUUUAGGUGUUACGUGGUCACAUGGCCAGUGUUGUACAAGUCCAGUUCAUGACAUCCAGGAAUCAGCUGAUCUCUUUCUCAAAGGAUAAAGUUUUGAGGAUCUGGGAUGUCCAGCUACAGGUGUGCAUCCAGCGCUUGGCAGGGAUGUUCCCAAAAGGACCAGAAGGUCAGUAGACAGGACCUAAUUCAGAUAAGUUAGAUUUUUCUGCUCUCAAAAUUUCAUUUACAGUAUUUCGUCUUGCUUAGAAUGCUAAACAGUGCCCUUAUAUGCAGUGAUAAUUUGUGUAUGACGGUUCUCAAAAGGUGUAAUGUGGAAAUACAUAUUUUUGUAUUAAUAAUUAAUUCCAUUAUUUUAGUACAUUAUCUUUCUAUAAUGUUAAAAUAAAUCAGUAGUCAUAAGUUAGUGUAAUAAUAUAAUUUCUAUGACACUAAUAAAUAUUGUAUUGCAUUUCUGUUCUAAAGCUAGAAUUAACGUAAAAUGUCUUUCCAGUGCCCACCAUGUUGUUUUUUGAUGAUGGUAAGGAGAGGACCGGUCAGGAGAGGAACCGACUUUUCAUCACUUUUAGCUACCAGAUAACUCUGAUGGAGAUGAAGACAGAGAUCAAAGACAGAGUUGUCAGCCAUGAGAGGCCUGUGGUCACAGCUAUUUAUAACUCAUUGUACAAUCAGGUGGGUGCACUAGAAAUCAGCAGAUUUGUCAGCCUGCGGUGCACUAGAAAUCAGCAAGGUUGUCAGCCUGUGGGUACACUAGAAAUCAGCAGAAUUGUCAGCCUUUGGUUACACUAGAAAUCAGCAGAUUCGUCAGCCUGUGGUGUGGGUGCACUAAAAAUCUGCAAGGUUGUCAGCCUGUGGGUGCACUAGAAAUCAGCAGAUUUGUCAGCCUGUGGGUGCACUAGAAAUCUGCCAGGUUGUCAGCCUGUGGGUGCACUAGAAAUCAGCCGAUUUGUCAGCCUGUGGGUGCACUAGAAAUCAGCCAGGUUGUCAGCCUGUGUGUGCACUAGAAAUCUGCCAGGUUGUCAGCCUGUGGGUGCACUAGAAAUCAGCAGAUUUGUCAGCCUGUGUGUGCACUAGAAAUCUGUCAGAUUGUCAGCCUGUGGGUGCACUAGAAAUCAGCAGAUUUGUCAGCCUGUGGGUGCACUAGAAAUCUGCCAGGUUGUCAGCCUGUGGGUGCACUAGAAAGCAGCAGAUUUGUCAGCCUGUGGGUGCACUAGAAAUCUGCCAGGUUGUCAGCCUGUGGGUGCACUAGAAAUCAGCCGAUUUGUCAGCCUGUGGGUGCACUAGAAAUCAGCAAGGUUGUCAGCCUGUGGGUGCACUAGAAAUCUGCCAGGUUGUCAGCCUGUGUGUGCACUAGAAAUCUGCCAGGUUGUCAGCCUGUGGGUGCACUAGAAAUCAGCAGAUUUGUCAGCCUUUGUGUGCACUAGAAAUCUGCCAGGUUGUCAGCCUGUGGGUGCACUAGAAAUCAUCAGAUUUGUUAUCCUGUGGGUGCACUAGAAAUCAGCAGAUUCGUCAGCCUGUGGUGUGGGUGCACUAGAAAUCUGCAAGGUUGUCAGCCUGUGGGUGCACUAGAAAUCAGCAGAUUCGUCAGCAUGUGGUGUGGGUGCACUAGAAAUCUGCAAGGUUGUCAGCCUGUGGGUGCACUAGAAAUCAGCAGAUUUGUCAGCCUGUGGGUGCACUAGAAAUCAGCAGAUUUGUCAGCCUGUGGUGUGGGUGCACUAGAAAUCUGCAAGGUUGUCAGCCUGUGGGUGCACUAGAAAUCAGCAGAUUUGUCAGCCUGUGGGUGCACUAGAAAUCUGCAAGGUUGUCAGCCUGUGGGUGCACUAGAAAUCAGCCGAUUUGUCAGCCUGUGGGUGCACUAGAAAUCAGCAAGGUUGUCAGCCUGUGGGUGCACUAGAAAUCUGCAAGGUUGUCAGCCUGAGUGUGCACUAGAAAUCAGCAGAUUUGUCAGCCUGUGGGUGCACUAGAAAUCAGCAGAUUUGUCAGCCUGUGGAUGCACUAGAAAUCAGCCGAUUUGUCAGCCUGUGGGUGCACUAGAAAUCAGCCGAUUUGUCAGCCUGUGGGUGCACUAGAAAUCAGCAGAUUUGUCAGCCUGUGGUGUGGGUGCACUAGAAAUCUGCAAGGUUGUCAGCCUGUGGGUGCACUAUAAAUCAGCCGAUUUGUCAGCCUGUGGUGUGGGUGCACUAGAAAUCUGCAAGGUUGUCAGCCUGUGUGUGCACUAGAAAUCAGCAGAUUUGUCAGCCUGUGGUGUGGGUGCACUAGAAAUCUGCAGGGUUGUCAGCGUGGGCGUGCACUAGAAAUCAGUCGAUUGGUCAGCCUGUGGGUGCACUAGAAAUCAGCAGAUUUGUCAGCCUGUGGUGUGGGUGCACUAGAAAUCUGCAAGGUUGUCAGCCUGUGGGUGCACUAGAAAUCAGUCGAUUUGUCAGCCUGUGGGUGCACUAGAAAUCUGCCAGGUUGUCAGCCUGUGGGUGCACUAGAAAUCAGCCGAUUUGUCAGCCUGUGGGUGCACUAGAAAUCAGCAGAUUUGUCAGCCUGUGGGUGCACUAGAAAUCAGCAGAUUCGUCAGCCUGUGGUGUGGGUGCACUAGAAAUCUGCAAGGUUGUCAGCCUGUGGGUGCACUAGAAAUCAGUCGAUUUGUCAGCCUGUGGGUACAACUAUUAAUAACUCUGUACUAUCAGGUGGGUACACUAGACCUCUGCCGCUUGAGAAAAAUGCUGUGCUAAUGAGAUGUGCAUCAGACAGGGACCAUCUAAAAACCUAGUGUCACAAUGAGUCACAAAGCUGAGAGGAGUGAAGAAAAGUAUUUGCACAAUGAGAUGUUUUUGUUGCUUUUAUUAAAAAUUUAAAUUGCCUUAAUAAAAAAAUUGAUGUCAAAACAAUUUUAAUUUUUAAAUAGGUUAUCAGUGUUUGCCAGGCAGGGACUCUCAUAAUGUGGUUUGUGGACACUGGUCAAAAGGUCAAACAGUUCAACAAUGCCCAUGGUAUUUCUGAGGUAACCUGCAUGACGCAGGACCACACAGAGACCCGACUUUUCACAGGGAGCAUAGAUGGAACUGUCAAGGUAAGGACAGCGGCAUGUAUUUGGUUGAACUGUUACACUAGGACUACACAGACAAAACUAGUACCACACAGGCACAAGACUAGGACCACACAGAUGCAAAACUAGGACCACACAGACACAAGACUAGGAUCACACAAGGACUAGACUACUACCACACAGAAACCACCCUUUGGCGUGAUAAGACCAGAUAUCAUACUAGGACCACAAAGAAACUGGCCUAGAACACUAAAGAGAUGAGACUAAGACCGCACAGACACCAUACUGUGACCAUACAGAGACUAUAAUGUGACCUUACAGAGACCACAUACAGACCACAUAUUUGCUUAAUUCCAGCAUUUCUUCUUCUGCUCCUAAAGAUGACCUUCAACUUAUUUAAAACAUUUAAACAUAUGAAGAACACUAUUUAAUUUGAAAACAAUUCUAACUUUCACCAAAAGUGAUUCUGAAACAUCCUUAGAAUGUUAUUGAAAAUUUACAAAACUUUACUGAAACAUGAUACAUUCUUUGCAUGUUAUUGAUAAUUUACAAUGCAUAAUUGAAAUAGUCUUAGAAUGUUAUAGACAAUUUAGAAAACAUAUUUUAAGAUAGUUUUGGCUUUAUCACCCAGGUGUGGGAUUUCAAUGGUCACUGCUAUCACACCUUAGAAUGUGCUGGUGGUCAGCCUGCAGACAUUGGUCAAGUGUUGAUGUUGAAGAGAAGUGUGGUUGUAGUUGGCUGGGCAAAGUGAGUUCUGCGUCUUGGAGAUGUGAUCUCAUAAAAAUGGCUGUCUACCUUACUUCGCACAUUAGUGGCCAAACAUGAUAACUUAAUUUAGCUGUAAUUUUAAUAUGUAAAUAUAACUUCAAUUACAAUGCAGGGCCAGUAAAUUAAAUACAUGAUCUUACCUUGAAUGUGAUUGCAUGUUUAAGGAUGUGGGGUUUUUUUUUUCAGAACACUGGCAAUAUUCAGAAAUAGUGCAUUUAAAGAGUUCCAUGUACAGCCAGCUGAUUGGAAAGGAGGGCAGGUAAUUUGAACACAGGAAAUAGAGUUAUGGUACUUGUAAUAACUGGAACCAGUCAGCACUGGAUCCAACCAUAAAAAUGACAAUGUUCGGUUAUUAGCUCAUCUUAGAAUUAUUUUAUAUUGUAAAUUAAAGUCAUCACACUAAGAUUAAAGUAUAUUUUCUUCUCAGAGAUGUUUUUUUUAAAAACACAACACCAAAAGACAUUUUAUUAGUACUACAACAACAAUAAAUAUGUUAUAAGUAAUUCAACACCAAUACGUGUGACAUAUUUUAUAUCAACGUUGAUGUCCUACAGGAGCAUGUUGAGGACAUCCUCUGCUGUGCAUUCUGUGCUCCGACAACUCUUGCUACGGGCUCCUAUGAUGGUGAGAUUGUGAUAUGGAACACAAACUCGGAACACGCUUCUAGACAUUGUGCCCAGAGGUCACGGCGAGGGCUGAAAUCAAGGGGCAGAACUUUCAUAAAUUCCAUGAACAAAGAAGUGAGUGCUUGCUCUUUGAUGUAAAAACCAAUGUAGCUAUGCCAGGAACAUUUCAUUUUUAAAACUAUGUUGUUAAUUUUAUAAACACGGAACAAAUUAUUAGCAGUCUCUGCUUUUUAAAACAAUUUGCAAUGAUUUUUCCAAAGAGAUUAAGAAACAAGAAGUUGAGAAUUUUUUGUUGUUGAUUUAAAUGACCUUUGACCUUUAAAGAAUCAGUGGGUCAUUGUAAAUUUGCAAUAUCUAACUUUUCUUUUACACAGUAGUAAAAUUUAUCAUAGCGUCAUCUUCCCAUAUCACAAGAAUAUAUAUUUUAUUUUUAAUGAUUAAUUUAUCAACUCAAAUGGACUUAAAUAAUAAUACGUUGUAUCUUUCUUAAAUAAAUUAAUAGCUUAUUUGUCUAGUAUAGCCUAAAGUAUGGCCUUAGAUAUAGCAAUAUGUUUAUUCUUGUAUUAUUGCCUAAAAUGUGGUGUUAGAUAUAGCAAUAUGUUUACUCUCCUAGUAUUGCCUUAAAUAUGGCAUUCCUAUCAUUCUUGAAAGUAAUGCAUAAUUGGAACUCUUAUACUCUUAUCUCUCUUCAGCUUUCCCUCCCAGCUCAAGAAGGUACUCGUCUUAGUCUGCAGUCAACAAAAUUUCCAGAACUGUCAAAGUCCAGAGUAUCCAUAGUGGCUGAGGACAAGACAAAACUCAGGUCUGCCUUGGGUAGAAGGUCAGCCACAAGACAGUCUGUUAGCCAGGGAAGUUCUGAGGACCAGGUCAGUGGAUUACAAUUUGAAUCAGUUUUAUAAUUAUUGCUAAAUUGUCAUUUAAAAAAUAAAAAAUUCAAAUUCAAAUUAAAUAUAGUAAAGAUGAGAUUAAUCUAUUAACUUCUUAAUAAAUUUUCUUUUUAUAACUAUUUAAAGAUAAAUGAAUAAUUCUAUGGGCCAACUUAUGGGUAUUUUGGUUUAUUUUAAAAUUAUUUAAAUUAAAAAACAGUAUGUUUUAUCAAAUAAUUUUUUUGGUUAAAUUAUUUUUUUAAAUAGGUCACAAAAUUACCAUAAGUAGGUCAACUUAAGUUUGUUUUUUUUUGUUAUGACCACCACUUUGUAAUUAAUCUACAAAAACACACACAAAAAAUAGUUGCGCAAUGAGGAAACUUACCAUCUUAAAAAUUUCUUAUUCAACUAACAUGCUAAGAAUCCCAAUUAGAUCUAACAUCCCGAAAUUUUAUUUGUAUCUAAUUUAUAAAAAUAAUACUUACCUAUUAAAGAUUUUAUAUAUUUUUUAUAACAAUAAUUAUUUUGCCAGAUUUAAAUUGAUUUGAUUUCUGUAAAAAAAAAAAAUUUCACUAUCAGUGUUUUUAGAAAUAUGACUUGUAUCUUGCGCACCUAUUGAACACAUAUUUACAGCCUCUUUAGUGCACUUUUGGGGAAGUGUAUUUUUGGCGCUAUUGAACAGUGCAAUACAGCUAUAGAUACAUACAUACAUACAUACAUACAUACAUACAUACAUACAUACAUACAUACAUACAUACAUACAUAAAGAAUUACUAUUUGUAAAUUAUUAUUGCUAAAUUUUAUGUAUCUGAUGAUUGUCACUUUUUCCUUUUUGUCUGAAAGAAUGAAUUUGGUUGGGCGGUGGUUAGACUUGCAUUUCUUGACAAUCGGCAAGGCAACAGUGCUAGUGGUGGAGGCAAUCUGGUUUCAUGUGGCGGGAACGGUUGGGUGCGGUUCUGGAACUCAACGAAAGGAACAUUGAUCGCAGAAUUUGUCGCACAUCCAAAUGGUAAAUGUUAUUUUGUGGGAUGUUUUUUGAAUUGUAUUUGUAUUUUGACAAGUUCUCAUCAAAUGUUGACCUUUUAACUUUUACUUUAAACAAAUGUGUUUUAAUACAAAUAUGUUUAUUUUUUUAAUUUCUUCUCAUCACAAUAGUCUAUUCUUCUGUAACUUUCUAAUUUUCUAUUAAAAGUAACAGUUAGCUAGGUCAAAGAUUGUAUUAUAAGUUAAUAGUACUGUCAUGAUACAACAGUUAAUUUUUUCCUGCCGCAGCUGGAAGUAUUACGAUAAUACAAUUAAUAAUAGUUCUGUUCCCUAACUGGAAUUAUUAUCAUAAUAAAAGACUUAAUGUUGUCACUCUCCAUCUGCAACUAUUAUCAUGAUACAAUAUUUUAUUUUGUCACUCUAGCUGCAAGUAUGAUCUUGAUACAAUACUUAAUUUUGUUAUCCCCAGCUGGAAGUAUUAUCAUGGCGACUGACCCCAAAAAUAAUCUUAUAGCAACAGCUGAUGUUGACGGCUUUAUCAAAGUCUGGGAUAUUGAGAAUUAUGGCUUGAGCCAUGUGGACGAGCCAAUUACAGAGCCACCACGUAAUAUGUUCAAAUGUGAAACUUACUAAUAAUAAUUAACUAAUCAACCAGUGGAUAUUAUUUACCAAAAUGUACUUACGUGGUUGGAUAUAAAUUUGCAAUACAAUACUUAACUUUAAGAAAUUUUUUAUAAUAUUUUGUUUAAAAAAAUUGUAAUGAAAGCAUGAUCAAUUUAAUACCAAAAAAUAAAGAAGGGAAUUUUAAAUUGAUUAAAUUAAAUUAAUACUGUUUGAUGGUUGGGGAGAUUGGUCUGUCUGACAGUAGAUUUUUAUCAAAUGUCCACUCCCAUAUAUGUUUUAAAAAAAGGGUCAAGCUAAAGUUAAAUAUCCUGAGCCAUGGAUGCCAUUUAUUGAGCCAUGGUCACCAUCUACUGGGACAUGGACACCAUCUACUGAGCCAUGGGCGCCAUCUACUUGGCCAUGGAUGCCAUCUACUGAGCCAUGGACAUGAAAGUUGCAAAAAAUCUGUCCCAAUGAACUUCAAAUGGAAAACACAAAAAAAGCUAAUUCUAAUCCAAAAAUGUAUCUGCCUCUCAAAAAUGUAUCUGCCUCUCUUUACAAUUUAUUGAUGUUAUCCCCCUUCCAGCUUUGAAAUCCCAUUUCCAACCCCAUCAAGACCAGAUCAACUCACUGGAAAUGUUUGAGAGACAGGAAAGGCUUCUCAUUGUUUCCACCUCAUCAGACUGCAGUGUGGCAUUGUGGGACAUAUAUGGAAAUAGAAUUGGGAUAUUUGGACAGGUAGGAUAAAGAGUUGUUUAAGCCAAUGUCAGUGUUAGCAUUACUGCUUCUCUAGUUGUAUAAUUUCAUCCGGCUUUGGUCAAAUUUUAGGAAACAUAUUGGGGACACAUGUUUAGGACACAUGAUCUCUUGGAGUAAUUUUAAUACAGGAAACUAAUUAUAGUCCUGAACAAAAUUUGUAUUUAAUUAAAAAAAAAAUAUUUUUUAUAUUUCAAAAGAACCAUGUUUUUCUCUAUCCAGGAAGAGCAUUGGAAAAUUGAGUCCCAUCAACCAACUCUGGAAGUUGAAAAUGGCCCCAAAGAUGAGGUGGGUCUUCAAAGGAUUAUCUGUUAAUGGUGUGAAAUGGAAUAUCUGGCCAUUGAAGAGCUCUAUUAGUGUUUGGCCAGGUUUGGCAGUGUUGCCAGGUUGGUUGUGUUGCCAGGUUUGGCAGUGUUGCCAGGAUGGUUGUGUUGCCAGGUUUGGUAGUGUUGCCAGGUUUCAUUGUGUUGCCAGGCUUGGUAGUGUUGCCAGGUUUGGUAGUGUUGCCAGGUUUGGUUGUGUAGCAUAUUUUACUCUAAUCUGCAAAAGUAUGUUAUCUAUAAAACUAUUUAUAAAAUGAAUUAGAGUUUGAGCUAGCUGUUCACCUUUAGAGAUUCUUUCGCAGAAAACUGAAGAUGACACUGACCAGGUCAUUGAAAGAGAUGCAGACAUCCAAUGGGAACCAGAUGAGCUAGCCAUUACCGACCCUUUACAUUACCGCAUCAAUACAUGGGAGACUACUGUUUUAGGUCAUAAUUUAUAAUCUAAGUCGAAAGUUGUCAUUUUAUAGACUUAAUAAAAAAACAAUACUGCCACGCCCAUUCCUACCAUCAUUCCAGUGAAACAUAUGCAAUGCCAUUCCUACCACAAUUCAAAUGAAAUAGAUGCAAUGCCAUUCCUACCAUCAUUCCAGUGAAACAUAUGCAAUGCCAUUCCUACCAUCAUUCCAGUGAAACAUAUGCAAUGCCAUUCCUACCAUCAUUCCAUUGAAACAUAUGCAAUGCCAUUCCUACCAUCAUUUCAGUGAAACAUAUGCAAUGCCAUUCCUACCACAAUUCCAAUGAAAUAGAUGUAAUGCCCAUUCCAACCAUAAUUUCAAUGAAAUAGAUGUUAUGCCCAUUCCUACCACAUUCCAAUGAAAUAGAUGUUAUGCCCAUUCCUACCACAAUUCCAAUGAAAUAGUUAUUAUGCCCAUUCCUACCCCAUUCCAAUGAAAUAGAUGUUAUGUCCAUUCCUACCACAAUGCCAAUGAAAUAGAUGACCACCAAAUGUUAUAAGUCUGAGCUACAUCUUUAAAUAAUCUUUUGUAUUUGGUGCAAAAAUAUUAUUCUAAUACAUUAUAACCCUUCCAUCAUAGCUCUUUUAUCAUUGCAAUUCCAUCAUAGCACUUACAUUAGAGAACUUCCAUCAUAGCACUUCCAUCAUAGCACUUCCAUCAUAGCACUUACAUUAGAGAACUUCCAUUGUAGCACUUCCAUCAUAGCACUUACAUUAGAGAACUUCCAUUGUAGCACUUCCAUCAUAGCACUUACAUUAAAGAACUUCCAUCACAGCACUUCCAUCAUAGCACUUACAUUAGAGAACUUCCAUCAUAGCACUUUCAUUAGAGAACUUCCAUUGUAGCACUUCCAUCAUAGCACUUACAUUAGAGAACUUCCAUCAUAGCACUUCCAUCAUAGCACUUACAAUAGAGAACUUCCAUCAUAGCACUUACAUUAGAGAACUUCCAUCAUAGCACUUCCAUCAUAGCACUUACAUUAGAGAACUUCCAUCAUAGCACUUACAUUAGAGAACUUCCAUUGUAGCACUUCCAUCAUAGCACUUACAUUAGAGAACUUAGGACUUCCAUCAUAGCACUUACAUCAUAGCACUUACAUUAGAGAACUUCCAUUGUAGCACUUCCAUCAUAGCACUUACAAUAGAGAACUUCCAUCAUAGCACUUCCAUCAUAGCACUUACAUUAGAGAACUUCCAUCAUAGCACUUCCAUCAUAGCACUUCCAUCAUAGCACUUACAUUAGAGAACUUCCAUCAUAGCACUUCCAUCAUAGCACUUACAUUAGAGAACUUCCAUUGUAGCACUUACAUUAGAGAACUUCCAUUGUAGCACUUACAUUAGAGAACUUCCAUUGUAGCACUUACAUUAGAGAACUUCCAUUGUAGCACUUACAUUAUACAUACAAUUUUACCUAAGUCAUCUAUAUAUGUGUUCUUAACAAAGUGAUCAUUACUCUCCUUAUUUUUAUAUCAGUAAUAUCCUCAGUAACUUAAUCAGUAAUCUCAUCAAUAAUAUCACCGAUAAAAUAUCAUCAGCAAUAUCAUCAAUAAUUUCACCAGUUACAUCAUCAGUCAUUUCAUCAGUAAUUUAAUCAGUUAUAUUUUUUUUCUAAGUUUAAAUAACAUUUGGAUGUUACUUAACUGUCUCAAAUGUUGCACGUGAAGAUGACAAAACUUGAAUCAAUGACUGACUAACUUGAACCAAUGGCUAACUAACUUGAACCAAUGACUGACUAACUUGAACCAAUGACUGACCAACUUGAACCCAUGGCUGACCAACUGAACCAAUGACUGACUAACUUGAACCAAUGACUGACUUACCUGAACCAAUGACUGACUAACUUGAACCAAUGACUGACUAACUUGAACCAAUGACCAACUCAUAUAUUACAGGUAAAGAUUACAAGAACCUGAGGGUACAGAAGCGUGAAAGACGUCAGCCUGGCACCAUACCAGAUCUUCCGUAUCUCCACUGGGAAAGAACGGGGGCUCCACCGGCUGGGCCUUACUCAGUGAGUGGUUAGGGUUAAGGAAAGAACAGGGGCUCUACCGGUGCUGGCCUUACUCUGUGAGUGGUUAGGGUUAGGGAAAGAAGCGGGCUCCACCCGCUGGGCCUUCCUCAGUUAGUGGUCACUGUUAAAAUGUUGGAAUAAUUUUAUUUCUCACCUAGCAUCUGUUGAGCUUGUUCACCUCUUGAGAUACAUUUCUUAAAAGUAAAAUUAUUUUUGUCUAAUUUGUCUCUUAAGUAUUUUUUCAGAUGAAAAGUUUAUUGUUUUUUUUGUCUAUACAAUAAAAGUGUAAAUUACGCUAAUUUUGAAGUGACAGUUGCACCAAGGAAACAGGGUUCCAAUUGUAACUGUACUUUCCUCAUCAUAACUUAUUUAAACUACAUUUAUAGAACCCCUAGCUCUACUUAUCUAAAAACUUACUUUAGAAUCUCAAUUUCUACUUAUCUAGAUAUUUGAUUUGACAAUGUAUCAUCUGGAAAUUUUUUUGCUAUUAUUUUAUUUAACAUUUUUGAAAAAAGAAGAAAAAAACUACUUUUAAUUGUCUUCCCUUGUAACCUGGAAGUAGUAUAAAUAGUUUGUUUUUUUUCUGUUAUAAAAACUUUUCACAGGCACUGGACACCAAAGAGUUAAAUCCCCUGAUGCACAUUGUUAAACCUGACCCGGACAAAUAUUUCCACAAAGGACCAGAGGGCUCUGAGCUGUCUGACACCAAGUUGCCUGUCCUGGCAGAAAGUAGGUCAUCACUUUUGUGUUUAUAAUCCACUCCUGCCUUAUCACUAUUCAUUGCCCUCCCAUUUCCCACCCACCCCCAUUUCUUCACCUCCCCACUUCCCCAUUUCUCCUCAUCACCCUCCCCCAAGAGGGACUGCAUUCAAGCCAUGUAUAUAUUGGCCUAUAUAAUAAUAAUUAUUAUUAUGGAGUUGGGAUAUAAAAACUGCACAUUGUCCAUUUUAAACCAAAGGUGAACACUUAAUGCAUAAAAUAUUUUUUUCUUUAAUCAAUAUUCUUACUGUUUAUAUUUGAAGCCCUGACAACAGCAUUUGAUGAGAAGUCGCUGUUCCCUAGUUACAUCCUGGACUUUGAGAAGAAAAUGAAAAACUAUCACUCCAUAGUCCUGAACCAGUCCCAGGUAAGACUGACCUAGUUUCAGAUUCUUCUUUUUUUUGUUUGAUACAUAGGUAACUGUCUACGGCCAAUAUUUUGUUUGGAUUUAUUCUAUUGCUAAAAUUAUGCAAAGCUUAUCACAACUGUUAAAUAAGGAAAGAUAAGUAGAAUUAAAAUGUUAAAGAUAAGUAGAAUUAAAAUGUUAAAGAUAAGUACAAUUAAAAUAAAGGUAAGUAGAAUUAAAAUGUUAAAGAUCAGUAGAAUUAAAAUAAAGAUAAGUAGAAUUAAAAUGUUAAAGAUAAGUAGAAUUAAGACGGUAAAGAUAAUUAGAAUUAAAAUGUUAAAGAUAAGUAGAAUUAAAAUGUCAAAGAUAAGUAGAAUUAAAAUGUUAACAAUAAGUGCAAUUAAAAUGUUAAAGUCAAGUAUAAUUAAAAUGUUAAAGUCAAGUAUAAUUAAAAUGUUAAAGUUAAAGUAGAAUUAAAAUGAAAAGUAGAUCAAUUAAGAUAAAGAGAACAAAAUUAGAGUUUUUUCGUUUUUUCAUUGAUAAGUUAUGGCAAUACAUUUUAAUAUCCGUAAACUUUAAACCAAUUCAGAAGUUUUAAUUUUUUUUGUUUAUUAUUAUUUUUGAAACCAUUUUUUUUCAACCAUAAAAUAAUUUGGCAACUUUCGAAGAAACUUAAACAUGGUAUAAUUAUUCCACAGCCCAAGAACAAGUCAGGAAAGUCUGGCAUACAAAACAAUUCAGUUCCAGUAUUACAACCAGGACGGGCUAAAUCACCAGGCUCGGGCCGUAAAACUUUACACACAAGUGGGUCAGUUGGGAUCAAGCUGCGACCUUUGGUCAGUUCAAGAACCAAUUCUAUUACAACUUCCUUAGCUGGAGAGUGAUGUUUUUGUAAAUAUUUUUUGUCUGAUGAAUGUCUUAAACUGGCGUAUAGAAAUUCAAAUAAAUCUAAAGUGAAAUUAUUUUGAGAUUUGAAUUAAUAGCAAAUCAAUUUAAGACACUAUAGCAGGGUUAUGUUGACCUACCUAGUUACAAUUAGCAGGGUUAUGUUGACCUACCCAGUUACAAUAAACCAGGGUUAUGUUGACCUACCCAGUUACAAUAUAGCAGGGUUAUGCAGUUGACCCAGUUAUAUUUUCUAAUACCUUGGGUAUUUUUAUUUACUUGAAAAUAUUUCAGUAUUGGUUUUUAAAUUGGGGAAAUUUAUUUCCUUAACCACUGAGGAACAUGGAACAACCGGAUUCUCAGAGCAGUUCGCUUUAAAUGCUGCUACGUGAAAACCUAAGGGUUACGCGUAUUGUUAUUUAAGAUUGGCUGACCCGCUUGAUGUUAACAGUGUUCAACUGUCCACUCUUUUGACAGUCUUGAACUGUCCACUGUUCUAUUGGAUUUCAUUUUUGUGAAGUGUUGUAAGUGCUGUGAUAAAACUAAGUUUCCAUUUUGUGUAACUCGCUGAUUUUUUUUGAUUGGAUUAAUUUCAUUCUGAAAAUUUUGAUUGAUGUCAUAUGAAGCAAAGAAUGCAGCUAAAUUAUUCCUUAUUUAUCUACUUAUCUUUCCAUCAAUUUGGCAAUGGUUUUUACUAACCCGUCAGUCAUACAAUAUAAUUCAAUAUUAGCUUUUAAAACUUCUUAUUUUGUAUUUGCAUCUGAGGUGCCUUAACUUUCCCUUGAUAGAUGAACACUUGCAAUAAAAUGAUUACAUUUACAACACAUCCUACUGGCAUUUUAAAACGGUGCAAAUGUUCACCUCCAUCUCAUUGGCUGGCUACUAAUUUAUGUGAGAAAGUUUUAUUGGCCUAAAAGCAUCAUGUGAUCAAUAAAGCAGAUUUCUUAUUGGAGGAUAAGUCACUUGGUUCGUUAGGUGAGGUUGGAUUUUGUUAAUUGCCUUAACAAGAGAAUAUAUUAAGGCAACUACAGACUUAUUUACACUGAUAGAUUUAUAAUAAUUAAAGGUUAACAGCUUAUAAGAUAUAAUACAUUGUCAAAUUUAUUCUCAGAUGUGUACAUUUUGUUGGUUGUAACAUAUGCUAUCUAUUUUGUUUUACUAUUACACUUGAUAAAUGCCUUAAAAGUAGCCUUCUGAUUGACAUCUAAUUGUCUCAAUUUGUAAUGUUGUAAAUUAAAGUUCAUAUUGUAAACUGAAUCGUUGUAAAUAGAUGGUUGUAUACUGCUAACUAUUAAUCAGGUUGCUGUAUCUGUGAUCUAUGUAACAAUCAAGUUGAAAUAAACACGUGC